CUGGAGUAAACCACCAGCAGAGUGUGCGUGUGUGUGUGUAUGUGUGUGUGUGUGCCACAGGAUCAAAUAUUACCUACGAAACUGUUCGUUUUUCAAGUCAAAAUGCAUCCAGUCAAAGUGUCGAUUCCGUCGUUUCGUUCAGAAAACAGCUCGAUGGAGAAAGGGUACACGGUCUUCAAAAUUGACGUGCUGAUGAACGGCAGACAGCACACUGUUGAGAAACGCUACAGUGAAUUCCAUGCAUUGCAUAAAAUGCUAAAGAAGAGCAUAAAGCCACCAGAGAUCCCUUCGAAACACGUCAGAAACUGGGUUCCCAAAGUCCUGGAGCAGAGGAGGCAGGGUCUGGAGCUCUACCUGCAGACUAUAAUUAUGGAAAAUGGGGUUCUGCCAAAGAUAUUCCUGGAUUUCCUGAAUAUCCGCCAUUUUCCUUCGGUGCCAAAAACAGAAAGCUGUGGGUCGUUCGAUACGGAAUCAGAGGAAUCGAGUAAGCUUUCACACCAGCCGGUCUUGCUGUUCCUGAGAGACCCGUACCUGCUGCCAUCUGCACACGACACAUUUUCAAAUGUUGUGAUUGAAGGUGUGAUACAUGGAGUUUUCUACCCAGAUCUUCAACCAAGGUAGAGCUGCAGAGCCGAAGCUGAGGGCAUGUUGCUACAGACACAUGCUCCAUAUUUUUGCACCAUUUUAGGUGUGCAUCAAGAAGAACAUCACAUGUAACACUGAGCCUCAUUUACAUUUCCAAAGCAUAAAACAAAACAAAAAAACUGAAUAAAAAAAAGGGAUGCCUAAUCUCUCAAUAAAUCACUGGCACUACAUUUUCAAAUGCAUCCAUUAACCUUAUACCAAGUAACAUCUGCACCAGUUGUUCUUAAAAUAUACACUAUUCACCUAUAUUUCAGUGGAAUUUAAGCCUGUAAAUCCUACUUGUCUGCAUUACAUUGUUACAACAUGUGAAACAGUUUGGCAGGCGAACAUAGAUUUUUCAAGGCAUUAGAGUGGGAGUGGGAUUAUUUUUGGAAUUUAUAGAUCUUAAUACAUAAUAAUACAUUUGCUGAUAUUUUCCUUCUUUCUUAUAAAAAAAUAAUGAGUGAAAUUAACAUACAGGAUCGACUGGAAAUAGAAAUAAGAGGCGUGUGAACGCAGGGGAGACCUGAAGUGUGUUUUGAGAGUUUUUCGAAGUUUGUGAAUCUCACUCCAUCUCCGGGGAACCAGAGAGGAAAUGCUGGUGACAGCCGGGCCGAAGGCUUGUUCCCAGACACAGAGGAGGCCUGUAAGGACAAAGCACAGGGCUGUAGUCUGGAGCUGGAUCGUGGCCUGCAAACAGGGCGGUGCCACUCCCUUUGUAGCACCAGUGCUCUGGUUUUUGAAUUUGUUCCGGGCCGCCACGCCGAACCAUCUGAGAGUGAGCAGUGGGACAGCCUGGAACACUUUCAGGGCUGGGUGCUGGUGGAGUUGACAGCUAUGUGCCACAUGUUAGGGUGGACGUGAUUUGAGCUUCAUAAGUAGGCGGCAGUGUGAUGACGUUUGUGAAAGAGCGCUGCAGUGUUUACAGUGGUGAUAGCGAGCUCCGUCUGGAGCUACGGGAAGAGCAGCUCAGUUUGGUCUGGUGAUGAGCUUGAAGUUUUGGCCACAAAGCUAGUUCGAAGUGUAACCACGACAGAUGUGGCACAACCUAUUUGUGAGCAAAGACUCAGACUCACAAUACAUCGUUCAGUGCAGCAAAGCCACAUUCUUCUUCCUCAAAUCAGGCGCCUACAUUGCCCACAAUGCAAUUUGACCAUUGACAGUUUGGGCGUAGAUUCGGGUGUGUAGCCUAAAGCAGAGAUAAAGAGCAGGCUAUGACGGGCUGAUAAACUCACUUCUCUCUAACGCCACGCCAAGCAGAUUUUUUCAGAUUCAACAAACACUGACUCAAGUGACAUCAUUAAGGAAGUUUAUCAGAUUUCUCACAGCUCCCUCCUGAGCCACACAUAGCUUUGUACAACUUGACUUGCACAUGCAGAAAAUAUCUUCAAGACCAGUGAACAGACUUUGAUAUAUAAAAUCGGUGGAGUUUUCUUUUAAGAGAGGAUUACAGCGAACUCGAGGACACUGUUUCAUUUCUUAUUUAUGCCACCUUGCUUCCUUCACUAGCCUCCCCCUCCCUGUCAAGGGCUUCCCAUGUCUAACGUAAAAUGCAAUGAUGAGUCAUGAGGACUGAUGGCGCAGCAGGAAAAUUGAACACAGGAUUUAAACUGUUGCUGUCUCGCCUUCCCACCUUUGAAAAUACUGUAGCUCCAGAUUGUGCAAUAUGUUAAUUCAAGAAAAAAAAGAUUUCUAUGAUCAUAAUUAAAUCAAAGCAGAAAUCCUUCUUAUUACUGACUAGACCUGACACAAGCCUGAUCCUGCAUUGUCCCAAGAAAACUGCCUUCAGACACACAUGCUCGGUUGUCGUAGGUGCAAGUAGAUUUUAACAUCAGGGUUUUAGUUUGUGCACGAAAACAACAAUCAUGUUUGAUUUGUGUACACGAGUAGGAAGAAAGGCGUCUGGUAAGACUUGCUAAGGGCCAGUAUUCGACACCAGUACCAGUCGUGUUACACUUAAUGUUGAAAUCACACAUAACACAGAAGGGCCAGUUUUUCCACUUGCUGUGAUUAGACACAUAGUCACCCAUCAGGUAAAGGGAUGCAAUGUGUUUUGCUUUGCAGAGCACUUGCAAAAUGAGAGAUGGUGAUUUUUAAGACUUUCAACCAGUAAAACACUGUGCAAUAUGAAGUAAAAUACAGAUUGUCUUGAUAUUGUUCCAUGCGUACGAGUGCCUGUGAACGUACAACCCAUGUCCUGUUGUGAACAGUCAAAAUGACGUGUAGCUUUUGUGGAACAUUAUGUUGCAUCUCACUUCUCGGGCUUAAUUUGACGACACAACACUUCUUACAGGACUGGACCUCCACUACAGCAGUGACAGCUAUUUAUUUAUACUGAAUGAAAUGAGCAAUUAACUUCAACGAAACUGAUCAUGAGUUUAUGUUUUCGCAAAGUGAAUCAUUUCAUAGAGCUCCAUCUUGUAGAUUUGUAUGUAUUUAUACUGUGUAACAUUGUACUGUUUGAGCUCGAUGUGAAAAGUGUCUUUUAUGUGCCAUAAUGUCAACCUGCAGUGAACACUGGAAUUCUACGGUAGCACUUUAAGAUGGGCGAUAUGUAAAAUACUGACACCAAUAAAAUUCAUUAUUUCCACAAAACCUUGUCAGACUGAAAGUUCAAGUUGAUUUUUAAUAAAAAAAAAAAACAUAAAAUUUAUAGGUAUCAUUAGCUCUUUAUUAGAAAAGUAACUAGAAAAGGCUGUCGAUUGACAAGCUGACAACUGCUUCAUAUUUCUGUCAGUGUUUCUCACAUUGCAGGAUUAG
Messenger RNA from Chelmon rostratus (copperband butterflyfish), 3384 nucleotides. RefSeq names its product sorting nexin 24 (gene snx24). NCBI's taxonomy places the organism in Eukaryota, Metazoa, Chordata, Actinopteri, Chaetodontiformes, Chaetodontidae. Gene Ontology annotation, molecular function: phosphatidylinositol phosphate binding. The record is from RefSeq and is a predicted model, not a curated record. The coding region runs from base 40 to 621 and encodes 193 amino acids. The transcript is spliced from 7 exons.